Drosophila kikkawai is the source of this 2045-nucleotide messenger RNA. RefSeq lists its product as uncharacterized. NCBI's taxonomy places the organism in Eukaryota, Metazoa, Arthropoda, Insecta, Diptera, Drosophilidae. The record is from RefSeq and is a predicted model, not a curated record.
UGGUGCGGCUUCUGACGAUCUCUUGCAAAAUAUAUUUUUUGGGCUGUGCGGUCCUAUCUCUAGUAAUCCUGUGGCACGUACUGUCCUCCAAGGAGAUGGAAAAUCUUACAAAUGGCAUGAACGAAACUCACAAUAAAGUCGAUAGAUUUUACGUGAAUUCCGCCAAGUGCCAGGUGCCGUAUGUGGAGCCCUUCAAUGCCGAGGUGAUGAAGGUAUACAAGCCGAUGCCCUUUAUACCCUGCACCAAUAAAAGUGACCUUAUUACGGUGCACUACGACCGCAUGUACAAUCAGUAUGUGCUUCACGUCAACAAGGAAGUGGUUCACGAGGAGGUGGGACAGGGAGACAUUGCCUGCUUCUACCAGAAAAUUAUUUACGGUCGCAAAGCGGAUGUGUUCGAUAGCAUUGGGAGUAAAACUCAAUUCUAUCAGAGCUUUUUGGUCCCCGUGGAUAUCGAGGGGAUGCUGGUAGAAUGCAGGACUGCGAACGAACAAAGAGUCCUGCAAAAGGACGCCUUUGUGCUUGUGCAAUACCAGAAGAAACCCAAAGAGCAACCCCGGAAAUCAGUGCCAGAUCGGCAGGCCAGUGUUAUCAUGUACGGCAUAGAUACCGUGUCGCGCACAAAUCUGCGUCGCACCAUGCCCAUGGUACACGAGUUCCUUAAGUCUCCGGGCUGGUACGAAAUGAUGGGUUACAAUAAGGUCGCUGAUAAUUCGUUUCCCAACAUAUUUGCUAUGCUAACUGGCUAUUCACCGGAAACGGCAAAAGCUCAGGUUUGCGACACUGAUAUUGACGGUUGCUUGGAUAAAAUACCAUUCAUUUGGAAGGAAAUGAGGGAAGCCGGCUACCUGACAGCCUACGCAGAGGAUGAGGAGAUUGCGAAUACCUUCACCUACAUGAAGCCGGGCUUCUCCGUGAAGCCCACAGACUACUACUUUCGGCCUUUCCUGGUCGCCCUAGAAAACCACACUGAGGUGAAGUACUGCGAAGGAUGUCUGAUGAAGUACUGCCUAGGCCGGCGUCUGGCCAACAGCUAUAUCUACGACUAUUGUCGCCAGUUCAUGCAACGCUUUGUGGCCGAACGACCGGUUUGGGGCAUGUUCUGGUCUAACCACUUCAGCCACGACAACGUCUUCAUGCUCUCGGCCAUGGAGCACAAGGUCCUGACCGAUCUCCUCAAUUUCGAGAGGGACGGGGCCUUCGAGCACACGAUCAUGAUCUUCUUUUCGGACCACGGCGCCCGCUUUGGACCACUGAUGCAUAUGAAGGAGGCUUUUCUGGAGGAGCGAUUGCCCAUAAUGUUCAUCUAUCUGCCACCCUGGUUCCGUGAGAAAUAUCCCAUGUAUGUGCGUGCCCUGGAGCUGAAUCAGCAUCGACUGAGCUCGAACUUCGACCUGUACAGCACCCUGAAGCAUAUUCUGAAAAUCGACGGAAAGGCGGACGGCUGGUCCUACGACUGCCCGCAGUGCCAGUCGCUUCUGCUGCCGCUGCCCGAGAACCGAAACUGCUCACAGGCAGGCAUCACCGAGCCCUACUGCACCUGCCACAAGUACGAAGAGGUCCGGGAGACGGACUGGACCCGGCGGAUGGCCAUCCAUGUAGUGGAACGCAUCAAUCAGUACCUCUGGCAGCACAAUAUGCAGGAACGCUGCAGCAAUCUCACCCUGCGGGUAGUCAACGCCACUGAGCAGCGAGUGGACAACCUCGACGGGGAUACGAAUUUGACGGGCGGACUGCGGCACUACCACACCAAGUUCCAGGUGCACCAGAAUCUGGGCGAGUUCUUUGCCACCACGCUGUACGACAGGGAGACGGAGGCCCUUGAGCUCAACGUGGAGCUCAUCAGUCGCACCAACAUGUACGGCAACGACUCCGAGUGCGUGCGGAAUAAGAUUGUGAAGCUAUAUUGCAUAUGCCUCGAAAAGCUGUGGACGUGAAUCUCACAUGAGAUAUUUUCUUUGGUUUAGUUUUUUAUUUGUAUUUUUUAUACAUUUGUGAAUUAAUUGAUUGUGAUUGGAAUAAAAUUGCAUAAUUUGUCUAACAUA